CAUUUUUUGAAGGAAACUAAUUAGCAGGAAUAAAGAGCCAAGUGUUUUUUUCUCCUCAAUGAUCAGAACUCAUUCUACCUCUGGAGCUCGCGCACCCCUCCGUCCCCACGUUGUGUUUACUGUAGCCUACAUGUAGCUUUAAUUACACUGUUGUUAACUCGGCCGCCGACCACUCUCCCCUUCCCGUCCAGGAAACGUUUUGGACCAUUCGAAAGGAAUGAGUGGGCUUUCUCUGCGAUUGUUUUCUGGAUUACUACCCAUUCGUUUCACGGAGCCUUUAACCAGUACCGCGGCAGACAUGUGUGGCAGUGAUGUGUGGUCGCUGUAGCCGGUGGCAUGGACCGCGGUGAGGGGGGGGGGGGCGGAGGGGAGGAGCGGGAUGCCGCCGCCGCCGCCGCCGACCUCCACCCACGGCCUCUCUCGCCUCCUCUGCUGACCCCCGGGGUCGUCCCCGAGCAGGGGUCGUCCUCGCGUACCUCCGCCGCCACGGCCCCCGCCAAAGAGCCCCCCGCCGGGCCCCUCCCGGGGCCGCAGGGGGCAGGGGGGUCCCCGGCUGGAGAGCAGACCCAGGGGGGUGCGGCGGGAGCAGGGGGGGGCGCUGGGUGUCAAGACCAGGGGGUGACGAUGAUGAAGGAGGAGGAGGAGGAGGAGGAGGGCAGCAGGGAGGGCUGUUUGUUUGAGCUGGGGACGGGGAGCGAGGAGGAGCGCGCCAUUACAGAGGAGGCCAUCUCAAACCAAAGCCAAACCAAAUCCAAAUGUUCUUUAUUACCUCAACUGAGCCAGCAUAGCUCUUCUUCCAGCGCUGCCGCCCCCGGAGGCGCCCUCCACGCCAGAGCCCUUCCAAAGCCCCCCCCCCCCACUCCUCCUCCUCGCUCCCCCUCUCCAAAGCACUCCCCCGGCCCCCCCCCCUCCGCCCCCCUGCCGAGCGAGGCGGCGGCGGGAGACACCGAGGGAGGGCGCGGCUGGAUCUCUGGCUUCCCCCCGAGCUUUAAUUCCCAGCGGUCCGCCUCGCCCUCCCCCCCGCCGAUGGGACCCGGUGAGGCCCCCCGGCCGGCCGGGCCCCCCCCCCACUCCGCCGCGGUCGCCCCCGGUGACGCCAAAGCUCCAGAACCAAACGACGGGCCGCCGGAGAGAGGGGCGGGGGACGAGGACGGCGACGCCGGCGGCGGUGGCGACGCCGGCGUCCUCCGGACCCUCGGCCACGACCUCUCCCCCGGCUCCCUCACCAGUCACAUGACCAUAAUGCACUCGCGCAACUCCUGCAAGACCCUCAAGUGUCCCAAGUGCAACUGGCACUACAAGUCGCAGCACACGCUGCAGCUGCACAUGCGGGAGAAGCACCCCGAGACGGGCGCCGGGUGCGUGUGCUCCGGGGGCGGCGCCGGGGGGAAGUGCGUGUGCGGCGGCGGCGGCACGGGCGGCGCCUGCUCCUACUGCGUCUCCGGCAAGGCGCACCCCCGCCUGGCGCGCGGCGAGACGUACGCCUGCGGCUACAAGCCGUACCGCUGCGAGGCCUGCGACUACGCCACCUCCUCCAAAGGCAACCUCAGCAUCCACAUGCAGUCGGACAAACACCUGAACAACGUGCAGAGCGGCGGGCUCGCCAGCGGCGGCGGCGGCGGCGCGGCCUCCCAGAGCCACUCGCCGGAGGAGCAGGUCUACAAGCUGGCGCUCCCGCUGCACGCCCCGCCCCCCAGCCAGCCCGCCAAGCUGGCCCCGCCCCCGCCGCCGCCGCAGCAGGGGCACGCGGCGGCGGCGGCGGGGAAGCGGUGGCGCUGCGACGUGUGCGACUACGAGACCAGCAUCGCCCGCAACCUGCGCAUACACACCACGAGCGAGAAGCACACGCACAACAUGCUGCGCCUGCAGCGCGGCUUCUACCUGUCCCACUGCCGGAGCCUGCCGCCCGGCCUCAAGCACCUGCAGAGCGCAGGCGGCGAGCUUCCUCUGGGCCUAUGCGGCAGCGGGCCGGCGGCGCCGGACGUGUCCCUCGCCACGCUGGGCUCCACCCUGACCCCGUCCCCGUCCCCCUCCCCGUCCCCCCCCCUGGCCCCGCCGCUGUCCCCCGGCGGCGGGGGUCUCUUGCCGGGCGUCUUCCACUGCCUGGUCUGCUCCAGCUUCUCCUCGGACGGCCUGGAGCCCGUGGAGCGGCACCUGGCCGCGGCGCGCUCCCUCCCCCAGGCCGAGUGGUGCUCCCUGGUGGCGGGGGGCUGCCACUGCAGGCUGUGCGCCUACACCACCCCGCUGCGGGCCAACUUCUCCCUGCACUGCCAGACGGACCGGCACCGCGCCCGCUACCAGCUGGCGGCCCACAUGCGGGAGGGCGGCGACCGGGCCCCGGAGGAGGCCGCUGCCCUGGUGGCCAAGGGCCACCCGGUGCAGCUGCGCUGCAACCUGUGCGACUACGUGACCAGCAGCCUGGAGAAGCUCCGGGGACACGCCCUCAGCGGCCACCACGAGGCCAGCGUGCGCGUGUACCGGUUCCUCCAGCAGUACGAUGGCGACGUGGACGGGGGUGCGUGGCAGUUCCACUGCCUCCUGUGCAGCCACUCCUCCUCCUCGAAGGUCCAGCUGCUCAAACACAGCCAGACUGCCACUCACCAACAGAGGGAGGGGCUACUGCAGCUGCAGCCAAUGGGAGGAGAGGAACUGGCAGCAAUUUUCACCAUCAGGAAAAGCCCUGACGGUGUCAGAGGAGAGACGAGCGAGGAUAUGGAAACUUCCAGCGAGACAAACGAAGGCCCUCCGGUCCAAACCAAAGACACGCGCAACUUGGGGGUCGAGCAGAAUUCUCGAAAGACCUCAGGAGACGCACGCAGCGGCACGGAGAGGAACGCCACGCCCCCGGCAAAGCGUCCAUCUUCUGGAAGCGAGGAGACCAAGAGCCCCCCCUCCCCCAAACGCCCCAAAAUCCACCAGCAGAACGAGAACCAGCAGACGGCCCAGUGCGCGCUGUGCCAGGUGAGGCUGCCCUUCACCGCGCUCCGGCACCACCUCACCUACGUACACAGCGUCGCCCAGGACUGCGUGGACAAGCUGAUCAGCGCGGUUGCACCAUCCGUGGAUCAACUGGAGACUCAAACCAAGAUGGAGUACGAUUAUCAUACGGAUUUCCAAAAGAAUAACUCUAAUAACAACAUAAACACAAAUGGCUCCAAUUCCCCCACCACCGUGGAAAAUAUGAGAAACACAGAAGAGUUCGGGGAGAGCACGGAGGCACACGAAGCCACGCCCAAAGACGUGACCGCGCUCCUCACUCCCCCCUUGGAAGAGCCCGCCUCCCACCCCGCCAACAGCCGACCCUCCCCUCCGUCUCCCAGCCAUCACCCUCCCUCCUCCCCCCCCAACUCCCCGCCCAACGAGCCGCCUCCCCCCUCCGAUCGCCAUGGUUACCGCUUCCGUUGCAGCAGGUGCAGCCUGGCCUUCCCCACCCAGGAGAAGCUGCAGGUGCACUGGCAGUACCACGCCAUGCGGGCGGCGACAGAGUGCCCCCUGUGUGCGAGACGCUGCCGCAGUCAGGAAGCCCUGCAGAGGCACAUGCAGAACACCCACUCACAGCUGGACUCUGCCAACCCCCAGAGCGCCCCCAUGCCGCCGCACACCGCCCACACCCAGCUGGAGCUCACGGCCGUCGGACAGGACGUUAGGUUAUCGCCUCCUGUGGGCGAGGAAGCAGACGAGGAAGAGGAUGAUGACAUGGAGGCCGAAGCACUGGUCAUGGAGAAGAAGGAAGUCAGGACAGAGGAAAGGAAGGUGGAAGGAAAGGACACACAGGUCGGGGUUAGUGGAGCUCAAGACAACAUUCUGGAUUUGGGGAAAUGCCUCCAGGCCGAAACUGGAUUGGAACCCACUCCCAACUUUUAUAUGAAAAAGGGUUCAAACCCAACCAUGGACCGCUAUUUAGACCCCGCCAGGCCCUAUAAGUGCACCAUAUGUUCAGAAUCCUUCACCCAGAAGACCAUCCUAUUGGUCCACUUCAACUCUGUUUCCCACCUCCACCGAGCCCGACGGGCCCUGCAGGAAUCCGGCCCCGGCCAGACGCACCCCGACCCCCCCCGCGGCCCAGACCCUAGACCCUACCGCUGCCGGCUGUGCGGCGUCGGCUACAGCCAGAGCUCCACGCUGGACAUCCACCUGCGCUCCGUGCUCCACCAGACCAGAGCUCGUGCUUCUCAGAGCGCCGCGCCGCAGAUCCCGGCGUUUGGUUCCACCGCUCCGGCGCCGGUCAACUCCACCGCAGCUCAGACCGCUGUCGCCAGCGAGGGUACCUCCACGAGCAUCCCGUCAGCCAAGAAGGCGGACCCCCCCGCGGCGCCGCCGUCCAUCGCUUCCUUAAUAAGCACCGCGGCCGAGGCCCAGCAAGCCCUUCACAGCCAGGCCGAAAGCCAGCUAGCUAAGAGGUCCGCCGAGUUGCUGUCCUCCAGGAAUCAGAUACUGCUAAUGCAACAGCACCAGUUAGCCCAGGCACAGGCCCAGUUACAGCAGCACACGUCCCUCCUUCAGUCUCAGCUCUUUAACCCAGCACUGCUGCAACAUCUGCAGUUAGGACCAGAGAGUCUGCUGAAGCAGCACUUCUCUAUAGCUCCAGAUAACCUUCUGUCCCUGCAGCAGCAACUUCUGCUGCCCUUUUACCUCUCUGGAGAGAUGAAGCUUAACCCAGAGUUAGUUCUUAAGAGCCUAGAACUUAACCAGACCGAUUCCUGUAUCACUGCCCUGAUGGAGCAGCUUAACCCAAAGGCUACGAGAGAGUCCACCCCUCAUGUGGAAGAGAAACCCACCCAGAGGCAAACCCCAACCUCGGCUCAGUCCCCGCUAAGCGAGAGUGUGGAGAGUGAGGGCAGGGUGAAGCCACGGGGUGGUGGCUCUGUCAUGACCCAGAGCGAACCAGAGUACAACAUACCUGGUCUCAAGGAAGAGAAAAGAGAGGACACGAUCCACGUCGUCAAAGCCGAGAAGCAGAGGGACGAGCUGAAUCAGGUCGAUUGCUCGCCCCACAAGCGCUUAGGACUUGAUUGUCCCCCUCCUAGGGUUCCCUACGCUGCGGCGAACGGGGAGCCACUCAGAAGCCUUCUGCAGAGUUACGGUUACGAACUGGCACUGCAAUACAUCCAGAGCAGGCAGAGGCACCAGCUGAAGAUCAACCACAUGGUGCCAGAGGGACACAAGUGCCUUGAGGAGAAGCAGGCCUAUCUAGACAUGAGGAUGAAGGACUACAUAGAAUUCAAAGCUGGCAAAGCUGAAGGGUGUGAGGGAACCCUAAAAGGGGAAGGAGUAAAUGGGGAAAGGAUUGAUGGCUCAUUAGAGAAGAAAAAGGAGAAGGAACAAGAAACAUUGCAGAAAGAAGAGAAGGAAAAGUGUCUGGACUGCGGUAAGAUGUUCUCAGAUGCGUUGGUCCUCAAGACCCACCAGGAGUACCUACACAGGCAGCUCUUCCCCACUGCGGUGCUGGAGAAGUUUUCAAAAGAGUACAGGCUGCAGUAUGACCAACUCUACCCACUCGCAGAGUCAAAGUCUGAGGAAAAACCUGCUGAUGCUCCACCAACACCAAAACCAGAUUCAGAACCAGAGCCCGGGCUAGAACCAGGUGAACAAAAACCUGCUACAGAUUCAGAGCCCGAAGCUAAAAUAUUCGCUCCUGUCAGCGAUUUACCACCAACCACCCCAGUAAGCACUCCUUCUCCAUCUCCUCAACCACAGGCCUCUCCCAAACAUGAGGGCCCCCUCCCAAGCCCCUCUCCUCCAGCGAUCUCCCAAACCCCCUCCCAGGGCAUGGGCCUACCCAAACUUUCUCUUCCAUUGCCCCAAUACCCCCUCUCUUCUCUCCCCAUGCCCCCGAUGUCGUUCCCCAUGGACAUGCCCUUGCUUCCUUCUGUUGUGAUGCAGUCCAUGGGUCUUCAGUCCCAACCCUGGCUGGACUCUGCACUGACGUCUGAGAUGGCAAAGCUGUACCAGUCGCAGCUGAGCCCCACACUGCUCUCCAACCAGGCCGACCUCGGCCCCGCUCUGUUAGCCCAACAGUCCCAGAUGAACCACAUGAUGCUAGCUCAGCCCUCGCAUCAUAGCCCUGUGCUCCAGCAUCCUCAAGGAACGUCCACCAUGCACGACCCCCAGCAAGGCAAGCGGCCUCGCACACGUAUCUCCGAGGAGCAGCUGGGUGUUCUACGGCAACACUUUGACAUAAACAGCCUCCCCGGGGAUGAAGACGUCAUCAAGAUGUCCUCCAAGUGCGGGCUGCCUCACAAGGUCAUCAAACACUGGUUCCGCAACACCCUGUUCAAAGAGCGCCAGCGAGACAAGGAUUCCCCCUAUAACUUCAACAACCCUCCCACCACGGUGUUGGAUGAGCCCCCAGAGGAAGUGGCACUACUGCAGGUUCUCACCGAGGCCGCGUCGUCCAUCUCCCCCGGUCUGCCGACCAACCAAUCCCCACAGCCCCAGAGAACGGACCCCCUCAGAGGGGAGCCGAACCGGGGCCGUCGGUCCUCUCGUACCCGCUUCACAGAGGGCCAGCUGGAGGCGCUGCAGAGCGUGUUUGAGGCCACGCCCUACCCCCGAGAGGAGGAGUACGACAGGCUGUCCGCCCUGCUGUCCCUCCCCAACAGAGUCAUCGUUGUGUGGUUCCAGAACGCCAGGCAGCGGGCUCGUAAGAGCCAGGAGAAAGGGGAAGAGGACGGGCCAGAGGGCAGAGCCCAGGUGGAGGACACCCAGAGGCGAAGCCGCGGGGGGCACAAGAAUGACACGGAGGAUGACUGUGGGGAGGAGGGCCUUGGCGACAGGCAGAAUGAAAACUCCAUGGAUUUGGCGUACGAGUAUUACACCCAUGCGGACUCCCCUGUUGAUGCAGAUUCUCCAACUCAUCGCACAGAGAGUAAACAUGAGAUAGUCAACGGGAAGCAAAACGCGCUUGGUAAGAUGCAGGAUGAAACUGCAGCAGCUCAAGCUGAGAAGAUGCAUGGCCCAGUUUUACAAAUAAAAACCGAGAUCCCAGAAGCAGAGAAACAGAACCAAAAUAAGGCCUGUACAAGAGUAAUGCCAACACCCAAACCCCAGCCUAAGCCAGAACCACCGUCAGAGAAACCCCAACACACUUCUGGUUCAUCUUGUGAUAGAACGAAAGCUAGUGUUCCAACUUCCUCUCCGUUCAGCCAAGAUAACACCCGUCCCAGCUCUGCUCCAGCCAUAGACAGGCCUGCUCAGUCUCCUCUCAACCCUCCCUCCGAGUGUGAGACGGACAGAGCCUGCAUGCCUGACGCCACCACGGGCCGGUCCGCCCACCUCCAUCCACAGAGCUCCCUGCAGCACCAAACCCCGACCCAGUUCCAGUGCUCAUUUUGCCCCAUGUCUCUGCCUUCGCCACAGCUGUGGCAGGAGCACCAGACCAGGCACCUGCUGGCCGCUCAGUCCCAGGUUCAGCUCAUGCACCCUGGCUUCUCAGACCGAACCAUGCCUUACAUGAUGAUCCACCCUAACCAAACCCUGAUGGCCAGCCAGCUGCUGGCCAGCGCCAUGUCUCAGAUGCACCCCAACCCGGCGCAUCCCAUGCUUCCCCAAAUGAACGGCCUGCACCUCAACAACACACUCUCGGAUCACCUGAGCAACAGCCUCUCGGGCCUGCCUCACGCGUCCAUGUCUUCGGGGAAGCCGAGUUCAAAGGUAUUGAACGACGUGAGCUGUGAGGGCCAGGGAGGCGGGAGAGAGGUGGAGGACGACCAGAGGAGGGACAAGAGGCAGAGGACCACCAUCACACCGGAGCAGCUGGAGGUUCUGUACCAGCGCUACAGCCUGGACUCCAACCCCACCCGGGGAGUCCUCGAGAGCAUCGCGCGCGACGUCGGCCUCAAGAGACGCGUGGUUCAGGUUUGGUUUCAGAACACUCGCGCCAGAGAGAGGAAAGGACAGUUCCGCUCCACCACGACGGGCACCAGCUUCAGCCUUGGCUUGAAUCACCUGCGCUGCCUCUUCUGUAGGGCUCUCUUCAAGGUCAAAAGUGCCCUCGACGCCCACAUCAGGUCCCGGCACUGGGCUGAGGCCGAGAGGGCGGGCUACAACCUGUCUGUCAGUAAUGGCUCCGCCAGCCAGCUAGGCAUGUCUAUGUCCUCUCUCUUGGACAACGCCGGCCCGUCUGCCUCCUGCGGCCUCAGCCCCAACCCGGGCUACGUCAUGAGCCCCAAGGAUCGCCUCGCGAGGCCAUUGAUGCCCUCCCACUGCUCAGCCAUUGAACCAAACAGCCCCGAGGAAGAAGGGGCGUACGAGGAAGAGGAGGAGUACCCAUGCGACGAGGGCUCCAGCGUGGCCGAACAAGGGUCGCUGAGUCCGGACGGCAUCGGGGGUCCGAGCGGAGACUGGGGCGAGACCCUCUCCCAGAGGCAGUACCAACAUCAGCAGCAGCAGCAGCGGCAGCGGACACAGAUGAGCCACUUCCAGGUGCUUCAGCUCCGAGACUUCUACCGGAGCCACCGGACCCCCAACCGGCAGGAGUGUGAGGCGCUGGGCCAGGACCUCGGUCUGCCCCACCGGGUGGUGCAGGUGUGGUUCCAGAACGCCAGAGCCAAGGAGAAGAGGGCUCGCAGCAUGAGCUCUGACCCCGCCGACAGAGAGCAGUCGGAGCUCUCUGCCGGAGCCGGGGAGAGAGACAGAGCUUAGAGAGGCACACAGGGAUCAUUUUUGCUUCCUCAAACUAAGUUCUUUCCAAAC
Messenger RNA from Gadus chalcogrammus (walleye pollock), 8694 nucleotides. RefSeq names its product zinc finger homeobox protein 3-like. The transcript is spliced from 12 exons. Gene Ontology annotation, molecular function: RNA polymerase II cis-regulatory region sequence-specific DNA binding; DNA-binding transcription factor activity, RNA polymerase II-specific. Gene Ontology annotation, biological process: regulation of transcription by RNA polymerase II; brain development; regulation of neuron differentiation. Bases 337 to 8643 code for a protein of 2768 amino acids. Gene Ontology annotation, cellular component: nucleus. The record is from RefSeq and is a predicted model, not a curated record. NCBI's taxonomy places the organism in Eukaryota, Metazoa, Chordata, Actinopteri, Gadiformes, Gadidae.